GCCUGGACCUUGGGCACGAUGUCCCGUGAGCCUGCGUGGGGCUGCAGGGCAGCCGGGCAGAACUGGGUGAGUGUUGCAGGCUGCUCCGUGGGGCUGGGGAUGCACACAGCAGGGAUGCAAUGACCCACGGAUCAGACAUUGACUGUUGUGCCGCCGUUUUUUUUGAUGCCACAGGGAUGCCCGUGAGUCCAGCUGGGGCACGGGGCAGCAAUGGUGAGUGCUGGGGUCUGGAGAGGGGGUCCACGUGUGUGAGGGCGCCUUUGGGAGCGCUGCCCUGUGCCAUGGUGCGGGCAGGGUCCAUGUGUGCUGCGGGCUGAGCGCCUGCCCUGUGUCACUCGCAGGCAGCCCCCGCAGCCACAGGAGCCCCCCAGCACCCCUGCGUGUGACCCCGGGAAGUUGCGUCUUAUAGAGGAUGCUGAGGGCUGGCAGCCCCGCACCGGGACCUCCCAGUCCCGCUCCUUCCGCAAACUGGCCCGUCUGACGGGCACGGACGGCAGUAAGUUCCCGCAGGUCCCGGUGCUGCCUGGGCGUGCCCGGCUUUGCUGGAGCAACUGGAACCAGAUAAAGGCUGGGAUGUAUCAUGGCAGCGGAGCUUUAGUUUUGGCUCCUCUGUCCCCUCGGGGGAGGCUGAGCUGGGGGGUUUUACCCGGGGCUGUGCGUGGGAUGAUGGUGGAGCCGCUGGGCUGGGGCCGUGCUCUGCCCCGUGGCCGGGCAGGGCUGUGUGUUGCGCAGGAGGAUGGUGGGAGGAGAGGUCGGUUUUCCUUCCUUUCCCGCUGUUCCUGGGCCUUGAUUGCUGCAGACUGACCCUGUUUCCUCCUUUCUGUCCUGCUGCGCUCAGUGGAGGAUCAUGAGGAUGAGCUUGUUAAAACGCCCAGGGAUGCCCGUGGGUCCAGCUGGGGCACGGGGCAGCAAUGGCAGCCCCCGCAGCCACAGGAGCCCCCCAGCACCCCUGCGUGUGACCCCGGGAAGUUGCGUCUGAUAGAGGAUGCUGAGGACUGGCAGCCCCGCACCGGGACCUCCCAGUCCCGCUCCUUCCGCAAACUGGCCCGUCUGACGGGCACGGACGGCAGUAAGUUCCCGCAGGUCCCGGUGCUGCCUGUCUGACGGGGGUUGCUGGACUUUGCCAGUGUACCCAGAACGCGGUGGAGGCUGUGGGGUGAUGUCGCACCAGGGUCUUGAUUUUGGCCCUCUGUGGCCCCUCUGUGCAGGUUGAGCUGGUGGGGUUUACCCGGGGCUGUGCGUGGGAUGGGGCCAUGCAGGUGCCGCUGGGCUGGGGCCCUGCUUUGCCCCGGGGCCGGGCAGGGCUGUGUGGCUGGGGCAUUGGGAUGGGAGUUCUGUGGGACAGGAGGUCGGUUUUCCUUCCUUUCCCUCCCCUUCCCGCUGUCCCUGGGCCUCGUUUGCUGCAGACUCACCCUGUCUCCUCCUUUCUCUCCUGCUGCGCUCAGUGGAGGAUCGUGAGGAUGAGCUUGUUAAAAAGCCCAGGUAAGGGGAGCGUGUGCCAGGGCGGCAGCAGGAGCCACGGGGUGCCCACCUGGGGCUAAGCCCACCCGGCUGGUUCACCCUCGCGCUCACUGCUUGGGGUGACUCUGGGAAAGCUCUUUGUCCUGUUGCUCUUUCUUCUCUCCUCUCCUCCUUCUCCAUCUGCCUGUUCCUUCUCUGUCCUCUCCCUCUCCUCAGAGCCGAGCUGUUGGCAGAGCCGGCCAUUUGCUCGCCCCGUGACGGGCACCACCAGCACUCAGCCACUGCUCUGACCAUCACCUCGUGAGGGUCCUGCCCGGGCAGGUGCCUGCCAGGCAGGCCGUCCCCCACCUGUGGUGUCUUUCCAGUGGGUUGUCUCCGUGCCGGGCAGGACCCAGUGGGCACUGCUGGCACCGAGCAGGUGAGGCCGAGCUGAACCAACAUGACACAGUGGACAAUUGUCCAGUGUGGGUUGUUGGGAUCACUGUCCGGUUGGGGACAGCCUGCCUGACAGCCGGCUGGUGGCACUGGCAACAAACACCUUGCUGGGGUGCUGGGAGGCGCUGGGCAGUGCCUGGAUCUGGGGCACGAUGUCCUGUGGGGCUGCGGGGUGGCUGCAAGGCUGGUUUGGAGUGAAUGCUGCCGGUAUCUUUGUGGAGCCAUGCCUCUGUAGGGCCGGGGGUUGCGUGUGAGAGGGAUGGACUGAGCCAUGAAUCAAACACUGACUGUUGUGCCGCCGUUUUUCCAAUGCCACAGGGAUGCCUGUGGGUCCAGCUGGGGCACGGGGCAGCAAUGGCAGCCCCCGCAGCCGCAGGAGCCCCCCAGCACCCCUGCGUGUGACCCCGGGAAGUUGCGUCUGAUAGAGGAUGCUGAGGACUGGCAGCCCCGCACCGGGACCUCCCAGUCCCGCUCCUUCCGCAAACUGGCCCGUCUGACGGGCACGGACGGCAUGGAGGAUCAUGAUGAUGUGUUUGUUAAAAAGCCCAGCCAGGUCUCCGUGCUGGACCCGUCCCCAGGAGCAGCGAUGAAGACGGAGCCAGGACUGGCCGCCAGGACCCCUGCUGCCACCCCCGGCCCUGCCAGCCGCCCGCCCUGGGCUGUGGACCCCUCGUUCGCUGAGCGCUAUGCCCCAGACAAGACGAGCACGGUGGUGAGCAAGCACAGCCAGCCGGCCACGCCGACCCCCAUGCAGAACCGCAGCUCCAUCGUGCAGGCGGCGCAGCAGGCCCCCGAGGGGCCCGGCCGUACGCCCCUCUGCUACAAGUGCAACAAGGUCAUCAGGGGACGCUACCUGGUGGCGCUGGGACAUUAUUACCACCCCGAGGAGUUCACCUGCUGCCAGUGCAGGAAGGUGCUGGAUGAGGGUGGCUUCUUUGAGGAGAAAGGCUCCAUCUUCUGCCCCAAGUGCUACGACACGCGCUACGCGCCCAGCUGCGCCAAGUGCAAGAAGAAGAUCACUGGGGAGGUCAUGCACGCGCUGAAGAUGACCUGGCACGUGCAGUGCUUCACCUGUGCUGCCUGCAAAACUCCCAUCCGCAACCGUGCCUUCUACAUGGAGGAGGGACAGCCCUACUGCGAGAGAGACUACGAGAAGAUGUUUGGCACCAAGUGCCGCGGCUGCGACUUCAAGAUUGACGCUGGGGACCGGUUCCUGGAGGCGCUGGGGUUCAGCUGGCACGACACUUGCUUCGUCUGUGCGAUCUGCCAGACCAACCUGGAAGGGAAGACGUUCUACUCCAAGAAGGACAAGCCGCUCUGCAAGAGCCACGCUUUCUCCCACGUGUGAGGGACGGGAGUUCAGCUGUGCCCACGCGUGCCCCUGGCCCUGCAUGCUCCUCUCCCCCUCCCCUGCUGCCCCCAGGGAGCCAGGCUGGGCCCUCACCCCUUCCCCUUGCUCCUGCCUCUUUCCUGGCAGCUCCUGGCCCAGCUCCAGCCGGAGGUGACACUGGGCCCAGAGCCCCUUAUAGUCGGGUGGCUUCUUCAGUGUCCCCCGGCUGGCCCCAGGAGCCCCAGGAAGGAGACGCUGCAUGGAUCUCCUGCCCCUGAGCCACACAGCAUGGUGGCCAUGGCCGAGCCUGGAGUCAGGGUGGGUCUAGCACAGCAGACUCCAUCGUUCGGCUGGGGCCCGGCUGCCUGGCAGCUCAGUGCCGGGGCAGGGAUGCUCCUGGCACAUCCCUGAGCGGGUGAGGACCAGCUCCCCAGCCCCCUGCCACGCUCUCCCCCACCUUCCCCGCUGUGUGCUUAGUGCAUAGGGCUGGAGACCCGGCCCCGCUCCCCUGCCAGGGUCCUGCCCAUGGCAACCCCCUGGCCACCCUGCAAACGGCUGCGGUGGCUUCCUACCCCGGCUGCGUGCCAGGGAGGGUCUGUACCUCGUGUUCCCCCACCCCACUGGCCUGCUGAGCUCCUGGGGCUGGUGUGCGGCAGCACUCCCAGCCUGGCCAUGCCGGGAAGCAGGGCAGCGUGCCAAGCCCACCCCAGCCGCGGGCUAGCAGUGUGUGCUGGUGGCUGGCCGGCCCGCGGGCUCCCACAAGGCUUGGGAACAGCUUCCUACCAAAGAGCGCCUGCCACUGCUGUCCCAGGCCGGUAAAUGCCUCUCCCAAACCCACACUCUCCAGUUGGGCUGCUGCUGAUGUAGCCACGGUGCUUUUAGUGCCUUUAAUAAACACUUCUUC
Chroicocephalus ridibundus (black-headed gull) is the source of this 4130-nucleotide messenger RNA. RefSeq names its product PDZ and LIM domain 7 (gene PDLIM7). Gene Ontology annotation, biological process: heart development; actin cytoskeleton organization; muscle structure development. Gene Ontology annotation, molecular function: actin binding; muscle alpha-actinin binding. The transcript has 11 exons. The coding region runs from base 2168 to 3244 and encodes 358 amino acids. The record is from RefSeq and is a predicted model, not a curated record. Lineage: Eukaryota; Metazoa; Chordata; Aves; Charadriiformes; Laridae. Gene Ontology annotation, cellular component: stress fiber; adherens junction; filamentous actin.